Molecule: messenger RNA, 2828 nt
Organism: Paramisgurnus dabryanus
Lineage: Eukaryota; Metazoa; Chordata; Actinopteri; Cypriniformes; Cobitidae
Source: RefSeq, a predicted model, not a curated record
UCCGCGUGGGGGCUUGCUUUUUUCUAUUGUUCACUGGACCAGUCACAAGCAAACUACCCUGUGACGCAGCUGUUACUCACGACUUGCGUUGCUUCAGCUGUGUUUGCGUUGCGUCAGCUGUGUUUGUUUGUUUGGUCGAGUCCGCGUGGCGUGUCUUUCUGCAGAGGCGUUCGGCAAAUUUUAUUACUAAAAAUGGAUCUUAGUCGGGCGAGAAAGUUUUAUUCUGCCAAGGACGUGCUGCAGGAGCUUUUUUAUUCCACAGAUGAUGACAUUACAUCGGAGAGUGAAAGCAGUGAUGACGACGAGGAGGAGUCAAUUCUAACUCGAAGGCAGUUAGCAGACCAGUCUGCUGAGGCAGACCAGUCUGCUGAGGCAGACCAGUCUGAUGAGGCAGACCAGUCUGAUGAGGCAGACCAGUCUGAUGAGGCAGACCAGUCUGAUGAGGCAGACCAGUCUGAUGAGGACUGGCAUCCCGAGAUCAACUCUCCCCUGGAAAAGAAACCAUACAGACCAGACUCCGUUUCGGCUACAACAACCAUCAACAGAGCCAGAGGUUCCAGACAGAGAGGCCGAGGUCGAGUCACUAAUAUCCACUCGUCAUCAGAGUCCACUUCUGGAGUGAGAUGGAAAAACCCUGAGGAAGAUAAUGUUGAACCACAACAUGUAUUCAGGCCUGCAAGACUGGAAGGCCCACAGCUCAUCCCAACCACAUCCUACAGUCCUUUAGAGUUAUUUCAACUACUCAUUUCAACCUCCAUGAUGCAAACAAUUGCCACCAAUACAAAUGCACAAGGAACAAUUCGACAACAGGGCAAAAAACCAUGGAAGGACAUUUCAGUAAAUGAUUUCUACUCUUUUUUUUGGCUCUUCUGCUAUACAUUGGCUUGUCAAAAACACGUUUACUGACAGACUACUGGAGGAAGGCAGCAGUGCACAGUUCCAAAUUCCCUUCAAGAAUCAUGUCUUGCAGAAAAUUUCUCUCAAUUUUGACUGCUCUUCACCUGAGUCACCCUGAGAUGGAUGCUGAAAACAAUGGGAGGAAAGGAACAGCAGCAUAUGACCGCCUUGGAAAAAUCAAGCCUAUGUAUCAGCAGUUGAGAGAGGCAUGCAAAACAUAUUUCCAGCCUCACCAGAACAUCUCCAUUGAUGAACGGAUGGUACCAACAAAAGCAAGAAAUGGCCUGAAGCAGUAUAUGAAGGACAAACCUUCAAAAUGGGGGUACAAGCUGUUUGUGCUAGCUGAUUCGGUCUGUGCGUAUACAUGGGAUUUUUUUGUGUAUGAAGGAAAGUCCCUUGUGGAUCAGAACAGAGACAGCAAAGGACUGAGCUAUGAGUCAGUAAUGGCAUUGGUAGAUGAAAAAUUGUUGGGUGCCGGCUACAGACUGUAUGUUGAUAAUUUUUACACCAGUCCAGCACUUUUCAAGGACCUUCUUCUCAAAAACAUCUGGGCAUGUGGAACAAUUCGUCCCAACAGGGUGGGUUUCCCAAAAACUGCAACUAAUAGACUGACCAAAAAUGCUUCCCGUGGCAGUUGUCGCUGGAUACGUGAUAGAAGUUUAUUGUUUGUUGAAUGGAAAGACACCCGGGAGGUUCGCAUGUGUUCCACUUUCCACAAAGGCAGUGUAGGUGAGACUGCACGGAGAAAAGUGAAAACUGAUGGAAGUGGUCUGUAAAGGAUAUUCCUGUUCCAGAUGCAGUGGCUGACUACAACAAGCACAUGGGAGGAGUAGAUCUGUCUGAUGCUCUCAUCCGAUACUACUCUGUGCUGCACAAGACGACAAAGUGGUACCGGUCGUUCUUUUACCACUUUGUGGACAUUGCUGUCGUAAAUGCCUUCAUUCUUCAUUCUCAGAUGGCAAAAAUGAAGAAGCAACGCCCACUCAGACAGAAGGCAUUUCGUGAAUCCCUAAUCAUGGAACUCGCAAAGGUCACAUCUGUGAAUGAGGAUGUUCCUCCAUCUCCUGCAAGUCCCCACUUCGUUGUGUACAUCACUCCAGACAGUACGAAUGGGAGAAGAAAAUGCAAGGUGUGUAAGCUAAAGACUCCGCUGAUGUGUGAGACUUGUGGUGAAGCACUGUGCCUUCAGCCAUUACGGAACUGCUUCAAAGAUUGGCACACAGCCAGAAGACACAAUCAUAAAGGUUAGGGAGAUAUAUUCUUCAAGUCCCCUAUUCUGUAAAUUUUGUAAAUAUAUUGUGUGUGUGUGUGUGUGUGUGUGUGUGUGUGUGUGUGUGUUUUUACUUGUUUUGGACUUGUGUGCACUGUUUUCAUUUUUUGCACUGUUUUCAUUUUUUGCACUGUUUCAUUUUAUGUACGAUUUCAUUUUUUGCACUGUUUAUUAUUUUUUUUUAUAAAAAUUACCCCUUUGAGAUCAUGUCAAUUCUUCAUGUGGUCCCUCCUGUAAAUUUUGUAAAUAGAUGAUGUGUGAUGUGUGGUUUUUGCACUUGUUUUGGACUUGUGUGCACUGUUUACUUUGUUUUAAAAAAAAAAUAAACUUUAAGAUUUAAAAUGUGUACUUCCUUUUGGAUAAAAAUAAACAAGGUUUAGUAUAAUUGUGCAGUAAUUAUUGUGCUAAAAGUAACUGAAAUAGCUUUCUGUAAACCUUAGAUACAUUUGUCACCUAAGUGCACUUUGGAGCUCCAAGUGGCUGUUUUUGGAAAAGGCACUAGUCAGACCAAAAAACUAGCAGAAACCUCAUUUUUGGGUCUAUUGCUUUCAAAUAUAAAACAUAACUUCUUCAGGCUUGUGGCUUUAAAAGCAUUGCAUUUACAGUGUCAUCAGACAUGUUUAUCAUUAAUAUUUAUUAUUGAUAAAAAUAUUUUAUGCAG